Messenger RNA from Acaulospora morrowiae, 161 nucleotides. NCBI's taxonomy places the organism in Eukaryota, Fungi, Glomeromycota, Glomeromycetes, Diversisporales, Acaulosporaceae. The record is from the annotation of a GenBank genome assembly.
GACUUAUAGCACUUUCUUUGACUACGGCGUUACCAUUGGCAAUCGCUGCUUUUCCUCAAAAGGCGGUCAUUGAUCCACUGAAAUUAGAAUCGAUGUUCUGGGAUUUGAAGAAUGAAAAGGGGCAGCAAUUACGACGCGUAUUUUUCAAUAAAGGAUUAUAG